Messenger RNA from Apaloderma vittatum (bar-tailed trogon), 569 nucleotides. It is a transcript of the gene COG5, whose product is annotated as component of oligomeric golgi complex 5. The record is from RefSeq and is a predicted model, not a curated record. Gene Ontology annotation, cellular component: COG complex. Lineage: Eukaryota; Metazoa; Chordata; Aves; Trogoniformes; Trogonidae. The annotation marks the transcript as partial. Gene Ontology annotation, biological process: intra-Golgi vesicle-mediated transport. The transcript has 6 exons.
AAUGUUAUGCUGACUUCUUCAGAGAAGACUUUGAUGUGAAAGCUUACACUUCCCAGUCUAUCCAUCAGGCUGUGAUAGCUGAGCAACUAGCAAAACUUGCCCAAGGUAUUAGUCAGUUGGAUAAAGAGCUUCAUUUACAAGUUGUUGCAAGACAUGAAGACCUGUUGGCCCAAGCAACUGGAAUUGAAUCCUUGGAAGGUGUCCUCCAAAUGAUGCAGACUAGAAUUGGUGCUCUACAAAGUACUGUUGAUAGAAUUAGAGUCAAAAUUGUUGACCCCUACAACAAAAUAGUGUCUCGCACAGCUCAGCUAGCAAAACUUCAAGCUGCCUGUGACUUGCUGCGGAGGAUAAUUCGCAUCUUAUAUCUCAGUAAGAGACUUCAAGGACAACUGCAAGGAGGAAGCAGAGAGAUAACAAAAGCUGCCCAGAGUCUCAAUGAACUUGACAAUUGUGAAGUCCUAACGGUAGCUGUAGGUAGCAGCCGUAAUGACUGUAUGGAUGGCAGUUUUGCAGAGAGGCUUGAUGGUUCCUCACGAAUUGAGUGCAAACCACUUGUUCGUUUGUUCUGA